Bicyclus anynana (squinting bush brown) is the source of this 1719-nucleotide messenger RNA. Its product is annotated as facilitated trehalose transporter Tret1-like. Bases 332 to 1678 code for a protein of 448 amino acids. The record is from RefSeq and is a predicted model, not a curated record. Gene Ontology annotation, cellular component: membrane. Lineage: Eukaryota; Metazoa; Arthropoda; Insecta; Lepidoptera; Nymphalidae. Gene Ontology annotation, molecular function: transmembrane transporter activity. Gene Ontology annotation, biological process: transmembrane transport. The transcript is spliced from 8 exons.
CAACCACUUUACUUAGCGUUUGUCGACUAUGAGAAAGUCUUCGAUUCGGUGGAAACCUGGGCUGUAUUAAGGUCUUUACAGAGAUGCCGAAUCAACUAUAGGUACAUUCAAGUGUUGAAGUAUUUGUACGAAAACGCCACUAUGUCAGUUCGUAUACACUUUACGUACAUACAGGAGGAGUAGGUAUACCUUCGAGUAAUCUAUGUACAUACAUAAAAACAAAAACAUUCCGAUCAACUUGAGAACAUCCUCUUUUUAAAGUCGGUUAGUAAAAUAAAGUAACCAAUACGAGAAUUCUUUUUGAUUUCCAGUUAGCUAUGUGAGCGCUACAAUGAUCGUUAUGUACACUUGGCCAUCCUUCACUCUCAAACUGUUCGCGUCUGCCAACACAACACUCGACCGACCUAUGACGGAGACUGAAUUAUCACUGUUAGGAAGCAUAUCGUCUAUAAGCGCUAUAAUGAUAACCCCAUUCUCUGGACUUCUGCUGGACACUCUUGGACGAAAGUGGUGCUGCAUUGUCUUUUACAUGGCACAACUGAUUGGCUGGGUAAUCAUCGUCACAUGGAACAAAGUAGAAGCCGUGUUGUUCUCCAUGUUUCUAUCUGGCCUCAGCACAUGCAUGAUGCUCGUCAUCCCAAUCUACGUCAGCGAAUACUGCCAAGAAUCCAUCCGUGGGUCAAUGACCUCAGCAUCUAUGAUCUUCGGUACCGGCAUGUUACUGUCGUAUUUGUUGGGAGGACUUUUGGAAUAUAAAGUGAUGAAUUAUGUCAGUCUGACCUUGACAGCUCUGGGAAUAGUGAUGUUCAGUUUUAUGAAAGAAUCACCGUUAUUUUUGAUGCAAAAAGGACGCGAGAGGGAAGCAGCGAGAUCUAUAGCAUUUUACAGAGGUAUGAAGACUAGUUCUAAAGAAGUGAUCCAAGAAAUAGAAAAUAUCAGGCGAACUCUAAAUCCCAACAUUGAAGGCGAUAUUACUCCUCAAGAGGAAAAGGAAUUAAAUCCCGAGGCACCAAAAAAGAAACUGCCGCAGUGGAAAUACCUAUUGAAAUCCCGCUCAUCUCGACGAGCUCUAUUGGUUUCAAUUAUGCUGUACUCUUUAAGCAUUUUCCAAGGAAUGGUUGUAGUGCAAGUAUACGCCGAGCCGUUGUUUGAAAAAGCCGUGCCGAGUAUGUCGGCGAUGGUGUCGAGCAUUCUGUUCGCUAUCGUGUCGGUGGUAGCUGGGUUCUUCGGAGCUUACCUCAUUGACGCUAUUGGAAGACGUCCUCUUAUGAUAUACGGAUCCCUGGCGACCGGCGUGUGCUGUAUUAUCCUCGGCUCACAAAUCCACCUCGACUGGGGUCCGAGCUGGUUAACCGCAGUGAUCAUGCACGUCUAUUGCGUCGCUUAUAUAGUUGGUCCGGGGACGGUGCCUUAUGUCAUAGUCGCUGAAAUUUAUUUACCUGAGAUUAAGAGCUUAGCGUCCAUGUUGUCGGUAGAGUGGGCUUUUACCUGCAACUUUGUGAUUCUGUUCAUCUUCAAUCCUCUACUCGAUGCUGUCGGUCUGGGUCCUGUGUUCUACUUCUUCGCACUUUUCUGCUUCCUCACUAUCGCCUUCUGUUACUACUACUUGCCGGAGACGAAGGGCCUGCCAGUAGACGCGAUACAACUACUAUUUCUGAAGAGAGCUGAUUUAAAAUAAGACAAUAAUUUAAAAAAAAAUAAAAGAAAUACCUUUUUUAA